AUGGAAGGAUCGUAUUAUUCAUCAUGCAAGGGAGAAGCUGGUAACAAAAACCUUCAGAUCAUUAAAUACUCUCCUUAUAAACCCUGGACCAUGAUACCCUCACCUUGGUUUGAUUUAAGAGUGUUUUAUGUGAGAGUGAGUGGAAUUCAGGUUGAUGAAUCCACCCCGGAGAGUCUCUCUCUCCAUUAUAUUCCUCUGAGUCAUGAUACCCUUUUGGAGGUGAAUGGUGUUAGGAGCAGCAUGUACUGUGAUGGAGAGUCUUCAGUUCUGAGAAGGGAUAGAGUGGAUAAGAAAUCUGAGAAAGCUACCUUUGUGAACACCGAUAGUAUACGUUUUACUGGGAGCAUGAAGUUUGAGGUUUAUGAUAAGGAGCUUUGCAUACUCUCUGGCGUUUUGGAGAUGUCUAAUACCAUUGGUUUUGCUGGGGAAUCAAAAAGUAGUGUGAAGAGAUGGAGUAUGAGUUGUCAAACAGAAAUGGCACCUGGUUGUGGCUUCUUCAAGGGAAAACAUGUUGCUGUAUCUGAAUUUCCUUGUCCUGAAAUUGAGGUUUAUGUUACUGGCAGCUUCUCAGGAACACCUAUAAUCUUAACCAAGACAUUGCAACUCACUUUCCGAAAGAAGCAUAAUAGGAAAUGUGCCUUGGAUGCCAUUCCAGAAUAUGAAACAACUGAACGCCACAAAGAUGUAUCUGAUCAUGGACAUGAUGUGCAGUGGGAAGGAUUGCUAAGCUUACUUCCAGAUGAGUUGGCUGAAAAAAAUAAGGUUGUUGAAUUUAGAAGAAGCUUCAAACUGGAACGAGAAGAGGAUUACAAUAGCAUGUAUUGGCAAAGAACAGUAUAUGUUGAUGGGGAAGAUGGUGAACUGUCAUGGUUCAAUGCUGGGGUAAGAGUUGGUGUUGGAAUUGGACUUGGCAUCUGCGUAGGAGUUGGUAUAGGGGUUAGCUUGUUAGUACGUUCAUACCAAGCAACUACUCGUAAUUUUAAAAGGAGGUUCAUAUAA
This is a messenger RNA of Sphenostylis stenocarpa, 999 nucleotides long. The record is from the annotation of a GenBank genome assembly. NCBI's taxonomy places the organism in Eukaryota, Viridiplantae, Streptophyta, Magnoliopsida, Fabales, Fabaceae.